AUGUCUGAGAGCGCCAGCAGCCAGAACCCAAGCGGUUCCAUCAUGGUCUUCCGCCCAACCAUGGAAGAAUUUUCAGAUUUCAACAAAUACAUUGCCUACAUGGAGUCCCAGGGUGCUCACCGAGCUGGGCUCGCCAAGGUCAUCCCACCCAAAGGAUGGAGAGCCAGGCAGUCCUACGACAACAUCAGUGACAUCUUAAUAGCCGCUCCCCUGAAGCAGCUGGUGUCUGGGAAGGCAGGUGUCUUCACACAAUAUCACAGAAAGAUGAAAGCCAUGACAGUGGGGCAGUAUCGCCACCUGGCCAACAGCAAAAGAUGUCGGCCCCCACCUCACCGGAAUUUUGAAGAUUUGGAGAGAAAAUACUGGAAGAACCGCCUCUACGAGUCACCACUUUAUGGCGCUGACAUCAACGGAUCCUUGUUUGAUGAAAACACUGAGCACUGGAACCUUGCACACCUGGGGAGCAUUUUAGACCUCCUGCAGCAGGAAUGCGGAGUGGUGAUCGAGGGCAUCAACACGCCCUACCUGUACUUCGGCAUGUGGAAGACCACCUUCGCUUGGCACACGGAGGACAUGGACCUGUACAGCAUCAACUACCUGCACUUCGGGGAGCCCAAGACGUGGUAUGCUGUGCCCCCUGAGCAUGGGCAGCGCCUGGAGCGCCUGGCCAGGGAACUUUUCCCUGCCAACUCCCGGGCCUGCGAGUCCUUCCUGCGGCACAAGGUGGCGCUCCUCUCUCCCAGCGUGCUCCAGCAGAAUGGCAUCCCCUUUGGCCGCAUGACCCAGGAGGCUGGAGAGUUCAUGGUCACCUUCCCCUAUGGCUACCACGCUGGCUUCAACCAUGGCUUCAACUGCGCGGAGGCCACCAAUUUCGCCACCGAGCGGUGGAUCGACUAUGGCAAGGUGGCCUCUCAGUGCAGCUGUGGGGAGGCCAGGGUCAGCUUCUCCAUGGACGCCUUUGUGCGCAUCCUGCAGCCUGAGCGCUAUGAGCUGUGGAGGCGCGGCCAGGACCAGGCACUUGUGGACCACGCCAAGCCUGAGCAGCAGAAGCUGACGAUGGGGGCACAGGCACUGCCUCAAGAGACAUCCAGCCUGGGCCAGAGGCAUCGCCGGCGGGGCCGCCUCACCCGGACUGCUGGUUCCCUUCUCUUCUCAGGGAUCAGCCACAACACGUUAGGGGUCUCUGGUCUGUUGGCUGGAGAGGUACACCCCUCGAGGGGCAAACGACUUCGUGGUGGGGGUAGUUCUUUCCUGGUGGAUGUGCAGGAGGCAAGUCUCCAGCCUCAGGCCAAAAGACACAAAUCGGCCCUGGUGGAAAACUCAGCUUGGGUUCCUCAGGACCUGAACUCUGCUGACAGUGGAGCUCUGCCCAAACCUGCCUCUGUAAGCCCCAACAUUACUUUUCCUGCCAAGCCUUUGGGAUGUCACUGUGCCCCUGAUCUUCAACCCUUGGGCCCUCCAUUGGAUCCUGACCAUCCAGUGCAUCCGGGCCCCUGUUUGCUGUCCUUGGAUGACAUUCCACUUAGUCUUCCUGACAUCUGGGAAUGCAACCCCCUUCCCUCUCCAGCUCAGGUUGUCUGGCAUGACCAUUCCUAUGUCCACUGA
Molecule: messenger RNA, 1605 nt
Organism: Jaculus jaculus (lesser Egyptian jerboa)
Lineage: Eukaryota; Metazoa; Chordata; Mammalia; Rodentia; Dipodidae
Product: lysine-specific demethylase 4D-like
Exons: 1
Coding region: 1-1605 (534 amino acids)
Biological process (GO): chromatin remodeling
Cellular component (GO): nucleus
Molecular function (GO): histone H3K9 demethylase activity
Source: RefSeq, a predicted model, not a curated record